CAGAACCGGACCGAUCUCUACACAUGGCGGAGCCGCCCAGGGACGUCUUCCGGCUGAGGCGUGAUUGGCUCUCGGUACAGGAAGUGGUGGACUCGGUCAGCAGCAGCCGCUGCGGCGCCGUCUCUGUGUUUAUAGGUGCGACCCGGGAGGACCAGGUGGAGGGCAGGAAGGUGAUUGGCCUGCAGUACGAGGCGUACGAGGCCAUGGUCCAAUCAGAGCUGAGCCGGCUGGCGGGGGCCCUGAGGGCCCGCUGGCCCUCGCUGCUGCAUGUCUGCAUCCACCACCGCCUGGGGUGGGUGAAGGUGGGUGAGGCCAGCAUCGUCAUGGCGAUCUCCUCCCCGCACCGACAGGACUGCCAGGAGGCCAUCCAGCACGCCGUCACCCAGCUGAAGGCCAACGCCCCCAUCUGGAAGAAGGAGGUUUACGACUCCCAGGAAUCGUCCUGGAAGGAGAACUCAGAGUGCAGCUGGUCGCAGAGGGGAGGAGCUUCUGAAUGACCUCAGAAUGACCUCUGACCCCAGCUCAUUCCUGAUCCUGGUUUCUGGAUAGAGUGGCACUCUGUCCUCAUAGAGGAUCUUUGAUACGCUAAGAGUUCUCACUCCUUCUGGUUUUUCUCCUCAUCAGGUUUUCUCACCUGGGCUCCAGGUUUGCUCUGCGGCUCCAUAUUUGGUCGUGGCUUCCUGAUGUCUCCAAGUUUCACCAAUAAAAAUGCAGAUUCUCA
Molecule: messenger RNA, 721 nt
Organism: Gambusia affinis (western mosquitofish)
Lineage: Eukaryota; Metazoa; Chordata; Actinopteri; Cyprinodontiformes; Poeciliidae
Product: molybdopterin synthase catalytic subunit
Exons: 4
Coding region: 24-497 (157 amino acids)
Biological process (GO): Mo-molybdopterin cofactor biosynthetic process
Cellular component (GO): cytosol
Molecular function (GO): molybdopterin synthase activity
Source: RefSeq, a predicted model, not a curated record